Molecule: messenger RNA, 504 nt
Organism: Symbiodinium sp. CCMP2592
Lineage: Eukaryota; Dinophyceae; Suessiales; Symbiodiniaceae
Source: the annotation of a GenBank genome assembly
GCCCGAAGAAGGGGAAAAUCCGAAAAGCUCCCGGAGUUUUCUCGGCCCCAGCUUCAUCUUCAUCGGGAUUUUCAACGGCGCUGCCUUAUAAGAGUGGCCUAUGCCUACGACUGGUCCAUGUCAGCCAUGUCGGUGUGGGCUGAAGAUCUCAUGAUGGAGGAUCUGGUUGAUGACGGUCCACCAAAUCCAACGGAUGCAGUCGGGCCAGGAGGGUCAGUGCUCCAGCAGGAGCCGGCGUCGCCGAGUUGGGAGACUAGCAUCCGUGCCCCCGAUUUUUAUGAGCGCUCGGUCAACGAAGGUGCAGUCGUCCUGGCACCUGUGGCGGAAGCUGCAGGUCAGGAUGCCCAGCGCAACAUCGGCCGGUCUGAUCAGCAUGAAUCUCAGUGGAGCUGCAUCAACAGGUUUCCAGCCGCAACGGGCGGAGGCUCUAUGGCCGGAUCUUUUGAGCAGUGCUCGUGCGACGACAACAACAUACCAGGAGUACCGGAGAACCUGCUUUGGUGA